This is a messenger RNA of Phialemonium atrogriseum, 2072 nucleotides long. RefSeq lists its product as uncharacterized. The transcript has 3 exons. The record is from RefSeq and is a predicted model, not a curated record. The coding region runs from base 1 to 1857 and encodes 618 amino acids. Lineage: Eukaryota; Fungi; Ascomycota; Sordariomycetes; Cephalothecales; Cephalothecaceae.
AUGGAGGGAACUCUGCUUGUCCCCCCGGAACGGGGAGCUAUAAUUGGGCGGGCGCUGUGGAAGCCUCGAUUUGUCGUCAUCGGGAGUUCUCAGAGACGCCAGCAGACAAAUAAUCGCCCAUCACAUAAUACACCAGCCAGUCGCAUACCUGGCAGUCGGAACUCCAGCUCCAGGACUCUGCCGAACAGUUCUUCCGAAACCAAUUAUAUCUCUAUUUACAAGUCCAAGAUGCUUGCACACCGGAAACAAGGCCCGGUAUUACCAACUUUGGUCGUAAACGUCUCCCCGGAUCCAGCAACGGACAAGCUGCGGAAACGGCGCUCCAGUCGAACGGUCGGCUUGACGAGCACCAAAGAUACUUCCCCCACUACUCUCUGGUUCCGGCUGGUCUCCGGGGACAAGGAGUCGUCGCUGCAGGACUGGGCGCGCUUCAUACGGGCGCUCAUCCAACCCAACGUGCCCGAUAGGCCGCCCAUGAGCCCACUAACCCCUGCGUCUCCGACAUUCAUUAACCCCUUCUCCAGCCGAGGCCGAGAAACCAUUGAGCCUUACCCAAGGCCCUCCAGCGGGAACGCCAAUCUCCGGGCGGCCCUGCAGCACAAGGGUUCAACUCAUACGACUUCAAGCCGCGAUCGCCCCCUGACGUUUUCCGAGUCUACAAGCUUGCGCUCUAAACGAAGCGACAUAUCAUCUCAUACGAGCUCGAUGAACCCGCCAUACGCGGGAUUCCAGAAUUACACGACGAUGCACCCCACCGACCUCCCCUCUCCGGCUACAACAAUAGGGGAGUACCAAGGCGAGUUUAUUGAGGGAUGGACGUCGGCGCAAGGUCGGUCAUCGACGCUCAGCUCGCCGGUGCGGGGCCGGGACAGCAUUGGAUCGCAACCGGCAUUGUCAGCCCAAGUGGUCGCGGAUGCCAGCUCACCUCCUGGACCUCGCGAGACGAUCCUGGACCGGGCAUUUCAGAUGCGGUGCAUCCCAGGCUCGGAGCGUGAAGUCCCUGGUGAGGAAAAGCUGAGUUCGCUGGCCCGUUUCGAUGCCUUGAUGCGGGAAGCGGACGAGAAACGGAAGAUGCGGGAGGCAGAGGCGGCAAAGUUGAGAGAGGCCAACAAUGGAAUGAAGAGCGCCUGGGACCUCGACGAUGAGGACUCGGAGUCCGACAAUCCGGAAGAGGACGACGACAACGAAGACAGCGAUGAGGAUGAUGAUGCCGCCAGCGAGCAAGUGCGGGACCCCGACGAUCAUUACAUGAUGCCCCCGACCGCACGACGGGCGUUGGACUACAUCACCGGGCGCCGGGAGCCCAGGACCCAAGACGACCAGGCGCCAUUGAGAUAUAAUCCCGAAACUCUCAUGACUUUGAACAGUGGGUCUUCUCACCUACGACCGCAGACAGGUUAUUCCAGAAACAGGCCAGGAAUUGCUCAAAGAACACACAGUCAACCCCAUUUAGUGGGCAUCACCUCGGCGGUGGCCCCAAGUAUCUUGGACGUGUCUUCGCGGUCUCCUUGGAGGCCGUCGGAAGACGAAAGUGCAAUGACGACGGCGAAGACUUUGGAACGGAACACGGCUGAAAACCGUGGAUCCACAUCAAGCGUCAAGCGCCUCAGUUUCAACGAGUUCGCCAAACGUCUGAGCAGCACGAGCAGCCUGCUCCUCAUGCAGACCAACGCUAGUAGCACCAGUGCCAACAGCAGUCGCAACAGCGAGGCCGAACCGCAACAGCACGCAGCCAGAGGAACAUUGAGUCCCCGAGGAGCGCCCCCGACCCCGGUCGCCGAACGCGAUAGCCCGGAUAAACGAUGCGCCUGGCGAGGGAGCGUUGGCGUGUUUGGUGGUGAAGGUGGCUUUGUCUGAAUGGCGCUCCCGGAUCCUGGGCCCAUCCACAGCACUACAUUCUGUUCAAGGUUCAAACCCACAUGGUCGCACGCUGCGAAGCACAUGCCGGCGGCGCACCCGAACGGGCACUUCCCACCUUCCAUCUCCGUACCUUUUUUAAUACAUGAGUCUACUGUCAUCUCAAUCGACAAGGAGUGUUAGCGUCACGACCAUCAUGAUCGCGAGUUGGAUUU